GUAGAUUACCGAGACACGACACGGAGCUGGCGGAUCAGCAUAUGUAUAUUCAACUCUUCAUAUCAAUGUAGCGGGCGACACUGCUGCCGGAAUAUUGAGUGUAUUUGUGAGCGACACGGGGAAGAGUCGGUGGUCAAUAUGUGGGAAGAAAAACUGACCAUUUUAUAUAACAAUAGCUAAGGAAGGUGACAGGGCCAGAUAACGCAAGCGGACACUGUGAUUAUUCACGUGUAAUUAGAUGCUAUUACACAUGUGCAUACCCACAGAAAAGGAACUACGGGCGAGUUGAAGAGAACGCCCCUGACCCUGGAAUUAUCGCUAGCUUCUAGAAACGGUUCCACUGACAGGGUUGUCAGUUCUGUUUGUCAAAUAACCAGCACCACGGGGACGUCAUAUUAUAUUAGAUCUGUACUGGAAUCCGACAGUCAGACGCUAUAUAGACAGUAGAGAGAGUCAUGUGUUAUACUUUGCCAUCUCGGGGAGGUUCCGGUCCGGGGGACAGCUGACACGCCGACCGCACUUUCUACCAUCCAAUUCAGAUUUUGAUAUUCUCAGCUGUUGGAAAGUCUUUCAGCCAUGGAGCCCUUGACAGAGGAAAGUGUGGAACAUUUCCUCAUGAACCAUGAGGACUUUUUGGCAAGGUUUUAUGAAAAGCAUGGUUCAAAAGAAAUGAUUGAAAGAAUGACUGGGAGAAAGACAUUAAAAGUGGAAAAUAUCAGUAUUGUGAAAUCUGAGACCUUUAUGGAGGAUGUCCCCACCCCUAAAAGAAGAUCUGUGACUGGAACGGCUGCAGGUAAACCCAUGGGCGGCUAUCAGUCAUCUCAGAGGAACUCCGUCACGACCAGCAUGUUCAAACAGUAUGUGGAAGGACAAAUGAAGCAAAUGAAGAAAGCUUCGUUGGUUCAAAACAUCCUCAGUUUGCGUAAACUAAAUGAGCAGGAGUUAUUCAUGGAGCUCAUUAGGGAUAUAGCAACGGAACUUGAUGUGAAUGUGUUGUGUCAUAAAAUAUUACAGAAUGUUAGUAUAUUGACUAAAAGUGACCGUGGCAGUCUGUUCCUGGUGCGAGGGAAUGACCACAGGAAGUUUCUUGUGUCCAAACUGUUUGAUGUCACCAGAACGUCCACUCCAGAAGAGUCCAUUCACACAGAAGACAAUGAGAUAAAAGUGCCAUUUGGGAGGGGGAUAGCAGGUCAUGUUGCUGAAACGAAAGAAACCGUCAAUAUUGAGGAGGCCUAUGAUGACCCAAGAUUUAAUCAAGACGUUGACAAGAAGACGGGUUACAGAACACACAGUAUUCUCUGCAUGCCUAUACUAAGCUAUGACGACGAGCUUGUAGGUGUGGCACAAAUCAUCAACAAAGUUGAUGGGCCACAUGAGUUUACCAAACAAGACGAAGAGUACUUCCGGAGGUACUUGAUUUUCUGUGGAAUUGGCAUUACAAAUGCCCAACUGUUUGAAAUGUCUGUACAGGAGUACAAACGAAACCAGUUGCUGCUCAAUUUGGCAAGAGGCGUGUUUGAGGAGCAAACAAGCCUGGAGAAACUCCUUCAGAAGAUUAUCCUACAGUCCCAGGACCUGCUCAAGUGUGAGCGGUGUCUGGUCUAUUUGCUGGAUGAUGUCCUGGAUCAGGAUGCAGAUAAGCCACACGAAGAUUAUAAAAAGCCGACCAGUACGAAGGAAGUCGUUUUCUGCAAGGCAUUUGAUUUGUGUGCCAAAGAUGGUGGAACAAUCCAUGUACCAAGUGUUGCCAGUUUAGCAAAAUCAAAAAAUGCUGAGAUUGCUCGCCAUGUGGUGGUGCAGGGAAUGCCUCUCAACAUUGUUGAUCUGGAGGAGGAUACAACGUUUAAAGGCCCGCAUGUUGACGAGGAUGGGUUCCAGAGUAAGAGCAUGCUGUGUAUGCCUAUCUACAACAGUGACAAGAAAAUCAUUGGGGUGACACAGCUGAUCAAUAAAAUCAAUGGCCAGGCCUUCAUUGAAAGUGAUGCCAACAUCAUCGAGGCAUUCUCUAUCUUCACUGGCCUGGGGAUCCACAAUUGUCAGAUGUAUGAGAAUGCUUGUAAGCUGAUGGCAAAACAGAGUGUGGCGCUGGAAAUCCUGUCCUAUCAUGCCACGGCUCAGGCUUCGGAUAUAGACGAGUUGUUGACCUGUGAAAUCCCAUCUGCAGCCAAGAUCGAGUUGUACUCCUUUGGCUUCAAUGAUAUACCCAUGCCUGAUCUUGAUACAGUUAAGGCUGUGGUGUGUAUGUUCAAGGAAGCCGACCUUUUCACCAAGUUUCGGAUACCUUAUGAUGUGCUGUGUCGAUGGGCGUUCAGUGUUAAGAAAAACUACAGGCCAGUGACGUACCACAAUUGGAGACAUGCAUUCAAUGUUGCUCAGACCAUGUUCACCAUGAUAUUCACUGGAGGAUUAAGGCAUAUGUUUUCAGACAUAGAAAUAUUGACGUUACUGGUCGGCUGUCUGUGUCAUGAUUUGGACCACAGAGGAACUAACAACGCUUUCCAAGUCAAGGUUGUCUCCCCUUUGGCUAUGCUGUAUAGUACCUCGGUGAUGGAACAUCACCACUUUGACCACUGCAUUAUGAUACUCAACAGUGAGGGCAACAACAUCUUUCAGUCCUUGUCAUCAGCGGAAUACAGAACUGUAAUCAAGAUGUUGGAGCAUGCGAUCCUCUCCACAGAUCUCGCUUUGUACUUCAAGAAGAGGGGAGACUUCAAGGCUUUGAUAGACAAGGGAGACACGAAAUUUGAAACAGAUCAUAAUAAGGAACUGUUGAGAGCCAUGAUGAUGACCGCAUGUGACGUGGCAGCUAUCACAAAACCGUGGGAAAUCCAGAAGGAAGUGGCACAGCUUGUGGCAAAUGAAUUCUUUGAACAGGGGGACAUUGAGAAAGACAGACUGGGUGAAAAACCAAUUGCUAUGAUGGACAGAGAGAAGAAGGAUGAGUUGCCGAAAAUGCAAGUUGGCUUCAUUGAUGCCAUCUGUAUUCCUGUUUACAAAAUGUUCGCCGAGAUGAAUGGAAAACUGGAUCCUCUGUACAAAGGUGUAAUGAAUAAUAGGGACAAAUGGCAGAAAAUGGCUGAUGAAUAUGAACGUAAGAUGGCAAGCAGUGGAAAGCAGGCAAAUCAUGAUACAGAUGAACAACCUGCACCAGCCAACAACUCAAGUCAGGAACAAAAAACACAAAAUGGAGGAGUACGCAAGAACAGUACAAACAAUACCCAGCAAAAGAAGUAUGGGUCAAAUGUGAUAUCAAACAAGACUGACUCGAAAAGCUCUAAAAAGACCAAGAUCUGUUCCCUGAUGUGACAAAGUGUUACUCCUUUGUCUUGUGCUUUGAGAUUUUACGGCUAGGGUCAAAGCUUGUUCAUAGGUCGUGUGAGUCCUCAACAGUGGAUUUACGGGAGAUAUGAUGUGUGGACAAUCCUUGACCCGCCUCUUACAAUCAACUUUGACCAUCUGGCAGCUGGAUUAUGUAAGACUGACCGACAUUUGGCCUAGAGGACAUGGUGUGCUGACUGGUGCAGGAGAACAUUUUAUCCUGGUGGUCAUCAUCGUCAUCACCCUUUUCUGCUGAUGUAUAUUUAUUUACACCAUUGUAGUUGUUUUUGUUACUUUCACCGUGAUGAAUGUUAAUUGUAAAUAGAUGUUUAUAAUACAUUAGUAUACCUUAUAAAUUAUUCUUAAAUCACUUUUGUGCAAUGAAUCUAAAAAUAAAUCGGAAAAGGUUUUAAGACAUAUGUAAUGGCAAUUUAUAUUAGUUAAAUACUGUUACAGAAAAAGACAAAUAUUUAAAUAGGUGUGUUUAAUUGGAAUUUAAUUGAUAUAUAGUCAACUGCAUGUAUUGUGAAGCUCUUUUAGGCAUCACAAGAUCGUAUGCAGAUUUUCUUUACAAUGUAUUUUUACAGCUAUAAAAGCUUAACACUGUUGGUGAUAAAACAUGUAACUUGAUAUUAACUUCAUAGAAAUCAUCCGGUUUGUUGUUCAUACCACCAAUAUCCUUUUUGUCUUGAAAGUUUGCGUCUCGUUGAAUAGAGGAUCGUACACCUUGGGUUUUAUCAACACAUCAAAAUAUUAAUGCUAUUUACCACAUGCAUUUUCAAUUUCUUAUUAGAUGUGGAUGUGUUAUUCUUUAAUAAUUGCAAAUGGAACGCAUAUUUUAUUUAUCUCAAAUUUGAGCUCUGCUCGAAGAGAUAUCAUGCAAUAUUGCUGCUAUGAGGACAACGCCAAAGUGGUCCGACAUAUCAAAAUAUGACAGAUGUUACUAUGUAACACAUACAGAAUAUUUACAUGUACGUACCUUCGUAAGUCGCCGUGUGGUCAAGACAAAGGUAGGGUUUCAGCCCAGGUACGACACAAAGUGGCUUCUGAUAGGUAUAGAACUGACACUGCUCAAACAUGGCAAUUUAGCUAUCAAUCGAACCUGAUAUGAAGUUCUCCCUAAUCCCUAGCAAGUCAGCGUCUGUUGAAAAUGGCAAUUGUUGUUUGUUGAGAUAUUUCUAAUGACUGUGAUUUUCCCAAACUCUACAUAGUCAAGGAUAUCAAGGACGACACCUGAUAAUGAUGGUCCCAUACGCCUGCGAAUCAUUGAACUUUCAUUCAUUUUGCAACUUUUUCAUCAAAUUUUGUUGAAGGUACAUGGAGUUGACUUCAGAACUAUCAAAUAUCCUCUCCUCAAUACCUUCAACAAUACUAAUAUUGAUUAGAAUACCAAUUACAAUGUGGAAAUUAUUGAUUUACCUGUCCCUCCCCUCAUUUCUUUCUCUUACCAGACCAUAUCACCCUUUAUCUGUCUCAUUCAGAUGACCACUGAUGACUGCUAGUUGAAUUUGCCUGAAAUAUCUAAUAGUGGUUGUCUUUUGUAAUAGUGGUGUCUUAAGUUCGCUCCACCUUGGUUCCCCUUACCAAUGAUUACUGUAUACUGGAAACUUUUGCACUUCACGGGUAAAAUCCAUAUUCACCCAGAGUUAUUUUCUACCGUAACAUGUCAUUACAAUGUAUGGCAUGUAUUGAACUGAAGUACCCUACUAAGAUAAUUUUGUCCUCAUUCAGAGAACGAAAAGGCAAAAGUUGAACUGCGAUAAACAUUUCCUGGCAUACAGUAUUCAUCUUAAGGAAACAAGUGUGUUUAAUAUUGAAUCCUACGAUACCAUAACUCAGUACAGGUAUUAGGAUCUCAAUAUGUUGAGCAUCAUAGUAAAUAAAGGUUUGGUUUUGAUAAAAUUGUUAUGCACUUAGGUUGGAGUCUGGACAAUGAUUUUUCAAUACCGUAAUAUUUGUUGAAAAAACUUCUUAUCUUUUAGCAAGGAUUAUUCUCGUAUCUGUAGAUUUUUAACUCUGAACUUGUGCCAAACACUUACUCUCUGUGAUCAGUCCAGUGAAUAUCAGUAUGAUGUAGUUUUAACUCUUUCACUUCAUGCUAUUAAUCACUGUUAUUUAUUUUUAAUGUCAAUAUAGAUUUUGAAAAAGUUUUCUUAACCAAUUUCAAGUGAAUCAUUUUAUUGAAUAUUUUAACAAACACGUGCAUGUAACAUUUGUUAUUUUGUCUUUGCGUAUUGCAGAGUUAUCUUCUCUUGGGAGCAGGUAUUGAUUGUUACGUCAUUGGUUUGUGCGAGAACAUACCUUGUUUUCUCAAAAAUUGAUGAUGUUACUCUUGCAAACAAGUAACGUAACAAUCAAUACCUGCUCCCAAGAGAAGAUAACUGCAAUACGCAAAGACGGAAUAAGCUCAUCUGGUACAAAAUAUCUGGGUGAGCUUAUGCUGUGGUGCUUCAUCUGAUGUCUCAACAUUUUUGUAAAACAAUAUCUCUCAAACUAUUGAGCAGAUUUCAACCAAAUCUUGGUGGCAGGAUGGGAAUUAAAAGUAAAAUAAGAAAGAAGCUGACAAUGCUUGGAGCUGAAGGGUAGGGUGAAAAGGCUGACUUGUAUUUUAAAUACAUCACCUCCUAAGCAACUGUGCAAAUUUCAACCUAAAAUAAAAGCUUCACUUUUAAAAUAGCCAGGUGAGCAAUUUAGGUCUGCAAUGGCCUCUUGUUAAAGAUACAGCUUAUGUUGUUAUUUUAUUUUGAUAAAAGUGAAAUUGGUUCUCCCUAAUACAACUAUUGUAAUGGUUGUAUACAUUUACAAGUACCAGUUGUAUAUACAACUCUCUGUAACUUGUGAUCUACGAUAAGAUGUACAACUGCUAUAUUAUAUAACUGUUGUAACGUGAGAUACUCCUACUCUGAUGUAGAACUCCUAUCCUUCAAAUACAAUACUUUUAUUGUUGUGACAUUAUGUGAUAGACAAUGCUGUCUCAGACUGUUUCUUGUUAAAGUUAUAAGUUCUUAAGCCUGGAAUGGAAUAAAAGCGAUUAUUUAUUA
Mizuhopecten yessoensis (Yesso scallop) is the source of this 6359-nucleotide messenger RNA. Its product is annotated as cGMP-specific 3',5'-cyclic phosphodiesterase-like. Bases 577 to 3306 code for a protein of 909 amino acids. Gene Ontology annotation, biological process: signal transduction. The transcript is spliced from 21 exons. Gene Ontology annotation, molecular function: protein binding; 3',5'-cyclic-nucleotide phosphodiesterase activity. The record is from RefSeq and is a predicted model, not a curated record. NCBI's taxonomy places the organism in Eukaryota, Metazoa, Mollusca, Bivalvia, Pectinida, Pectinidae.